AUGUAUUGUAUCAUAUUUAUCUUCUCUGUACUGGGCAAUACCUUGGUUAUUGUGACCUUGGUCCAAAAUAAGAGGAUGAAAACUGUGACCAAUGUCUUCUUGAUGAACUUGGCGGUCAGUGAUCUACUCCUUGGAGUCUUCUGCAUGCCCUUCACCCUGGUUGGUAGUUUAUUGAGAAACUUCAUUUUUGGGGAGGUUAUGUGUCGUCUUAUUCCAUACCUUCAAGCGGUUUCUGUAUCCGUCAGCGUGUGGACACUCGCAUCUAUCUCCCUAGAAAGGUUUUUUGCCAUAUGUCAACCGUUUCGAUCCCGCCAAUGGCAAACAAUCUCUCACUCGUACAAGGUGAUCGUGUGGAUAUGGAUUGGAUCCCUCCUGACCAUGUUACCACUAGCUGUUCUAAGCCGUCUACUUCCAACUAAAGUAUCAGGACGCUAUAAAUGCCGAGACGUGUGGCCAAAUGUCACAUCAGAACGUGUGUUUAAUCUGUACUUGGACGCAGCUUUACUUAUUAUUCCACUCGUCAUCAUGACAUUCAUGUAUUUUCUGAUCAUCCACACAUUGUAUGUCGAUCUAGAGGAUGAAAACGAAGAUCUUCCACUUCGCUUUUUAGCCAGUCGAAGCCAAAAAGCACCACAAAAUCGCCAAGACAGUGCAAAACCAGUAAUUGUUCAAAUGGCGGGAAACAGAGCUUACAACACUUUUACAGUUACUUCACGAUCUCGAAUUACUGUUCAUCGCCAUCUAGUGCGGAGAGGGCAUUACUGCAAAAAUUCAGAUGAGGCUAGAAACAAUAAUGCUGAAUAUGCAAAACAAGCCUUAACCAUUAAUCUAGCCAAAGAAAAACCUGCCACCCUGGCUAGAUGGAAGAAAAACUAUAAUCCUGUUAUUGGACUGGAAGACGACUCACUUUGA
Molecule: messenger RNA, 912 nt
Organism: Limulus polyphemus (Atlantic horseshoe crab)
Lineage: Eukaryota; Metazoa; Arthropoda; Merostomata; Xiphosura; Limulidae
Product: cholecystokinin receptor-like
Exons: 6
Coding region: 1-912 (303 amino acids)
Biological process (GO): neuropeptide signaling pathway
Cellular component (GO): membrane
Molecular function (GO): neuropeptide receptor activity
Source: RefSeq, a predicted model, not a curated record